Molecule: messenger RNA, 3880 nt
Organism: Lampris incognitus (smalleye Pacific opah)
Lineage: Eukaryota; Metazoa; Chordata; Actinopteri; Lampriformes; Lampridae
Gene: erlin1
Product: ER lipid raft associated 1
Exons: 12
Coding region: 253-1266 (337 amino acids)
Biological process (GO): SREBP signaling pathway
Cellular component (GO): endoplasmic reticulum membrane; endoplasmic reticulum
Molecular function (GO): cholesterol binding; ubiquitin protein ligase binding
Source: RefSeq, a predicted model, not a curated record
GCCGAGAAUCAUAAUUACAGAACAGUCACGUGUUCUGCCAGAGGGGCACAAGUCAGGUGAUAACGUAUAGGCAAGAGGUCCGGGGGAAGGAGCCCGCAUUUUCUUGAACAUGGCGGGGGUUAUGUCCGGAGCAGCGCGAGAGGUUCCAUAGCGACCCUGUUGUCAUGUCACCGGGCCCCGUGCGGGGUCUCCGCCCCCAGGUUGGGAAACGGAACUGAGCGGAUCAGGAAUGAAAGGCAAGUGCUGGUGAGGAUGACGAUGGCGCAUGUAGGGGCAGUAGUUGCAUCUGUAAUGGGGGUGAUGGCCAUCUUACUGCACUCCUCAAUUCACAGGAUAGAGGAAGGACACCUCGCUGUAUAUUACAGAGGAGGAGCACUGCUGACAGGUCCCAAUGGUCCUGGAUACCACAUCAUGCUGCCUUUCAUCACCACCUUCAGAUCAGUGCAGACUACACUUCAAACUGAUGAGAUCAAGAAUGUGCCUUGUGGAACUAGUGGAGGUGUGAUGAUCUAUUUUGACAGGAUAGAGGUUGUUAACAUGCUGGUCCCUUUAGCAGUGGUGGACAUAGUGAAGAACUACACUGCUGAUUAUGAUAAAACACUGAUCUUCAACAAGAUUCACCAUGAACUCAAUCAAUUCUGCAGUGUACACACUCUGCAGGAGGUCUACAUUGAGCUGUUUGACAUCAUAGAUGAGAAUCUGAAGACUGCCUUGCAGAAAGACCUCAACGUCAUGGCUCCUGGACUUACAAUACAGGCAGUCCGUGUUACCAAGCCUAAGAUUCCUGAGUCUAUCAGAAGAAACUUUGAACUCAUGGAAGCAGAGAAGACUCGUCUGUUGAUAACUGCUCAGACUCAGAAAGUGGUGGAAAAGGAAGCAGAAACUGAAAGGAAGAAAGCCAUAAUUGAGGCUCAGAAGCUGGCCCAGGUAGCAGAGAUCCAUUUUCAGCAGAAGGUGAUGGAAAAAGAGACCGAGAAGAGGAUCUCUGAGAUAGAGGAUGCUGCCUUCCUGGCAAGAGAAAAGGCUAAGGCAGAUGCAGAGUAUUACACUGCGGCCAAAUUUGCCGAAUCCAAUAUGUUGAAGUUGACUCCAGAAUAUCUUGAGCUGAUGAAGUACCAGGCCAUUGCAGCCAACAGUAAGAUCUACUUUGGCCAGGACAUACCUAACAUGUUUGUGGAAGGAAGCAACAGUCACCCUAAGUCGGGACGCCCCCCUACCUUCUCUACCGCUGACCCAGACCAUAAAGAGCAGCCACAGGGGCUGUAAUAGUCCACAGCCACGCCUCUCUGCAUAGCGCAGGGGAACCUGUUCGAGGCUUGUCCCAUCUAUGAGGGAGAGAGCACUGAUGGAUUAUGGGUGGAAUAUCUUUUGCUCCAAGUCGGGUGCCGUGCAUGCUUUAGUCUUAAUCUUAAAUGGCUGAGGGGGAGUGGAGAGGAUUUUUGGAGAUAAAGGGAAAAGGAACAGGAAGUGAAAUGAUGGAAUGUUUUAAGAAUGAAGGCAACGCCGUACUUAGAAAAUUUCAAAGCAUUUUAAAUGCUUCUGCCUGGGGAGGGGACGGUAAGGUUCAGCGAGGCCAACAUUAACGGGCCUCAACUGUUUUACAUGAGCUUGCAUUCAGCGCGGCGUUUUAUUUUGCUUGUUGAACCCCAUUGAUUUUUGUCUGUUAUAUGCAAGAUGAGUGAUCCAUGCCGAAAUAAGUUUUUUUUUUUUUUCUUUGAGAAUCACUGCCUAUGAUUUAGUUAAACUGGAAUCUGACAGGUGACACUAAUUCUAAAUAAGGUAUAUGUAAGUGUCUGUGUCUUAAAUGUGGACAGGUCAUCUCUGUGCCAUCUUUUUUUAGCACUCUGGGAGGUUACACCUACUACGGGUUGCUUGUGUGGGUUGCCUUUAGCUAUCUGCCUACACUUGUUGGCCAAAAUCUGAGAUUGUGGACAGAAGGAUUCGUCUUGAGGCUUUUCCACGCAAGUCACAGCCUAAUAUGCAGAUGAUGCAUGUUUGUCACUGUGAAAUGUUUUGUUUGUUUUUUUGUUGUUGUUUGAUUUGACACUGAAAGGAGCCCGGCCCUUCCACACCCCCCCCCCCCCCAUCAAAACUUGAAUCCAAAUGUGCAUAAGUCCGUGCCCUUAGGUUUUUGAAGUUGAACAGGGCUGCUGGGUCUGUAGUUGGGAAUAGGUACGUGUUGUCAUGUUAAAACUGUAGUGUCGUGGGUCAUUAGAUGUGUUAGAACGGGGGUAAGUUUGUUAAUAUUCGUUUUUAAUCAAAGGGCGUCAUCCACAGAAAUUCUUGAGAGGCUGCGCUUCACCUGCCUCGCCAUCUACUGUGAAACCUGUCUAGCAUUUAGGGCUGCAGAAGAAAGUGAUUUUCUGUUAAAACGUUAUAUCGAUUCCCUGGCAUUCACAUAGAAGUGAGUCUUUCAGCCAACACCAUCCACGUACCCUGUCAUGCAGUAUGUGUAGUCUUGUCUAAUUGGUUUUGAACAAAGAUCUCAUCAAGGUCUUGUGUACAUGAAGAAGUUUCUGCCAUCUGACGGUGAUCCAGACACCUGUUAACACACACGUGGUGCAUGGUUGCUUGUUAACUCUCAGGAAAAGACUUUACAAAACGAGUUAAAGAUGUACCAUCAGUCUGUCGUGUUCUCAGUUAUGCAAGGUAAACACAACAUGCGUGUUACUAACUUCCCAUGUUGCUGGGGGGGGGGCAGAAAUUAAACCUAUCAUAACAGCUUUUUAACAUUCAAAAUGCAUAAAAUUUCAACUUUCUUUUUUUUUUUAAUUGGAAAUCUGUUGCAUCUGAAAAUAAGAAGACCUCUCGGCAGUAGAAUAAUCUGAGUCUGUUCAUGUCAUAACAAGGCCGUACUGCUUAUUGCUUUGGUUUGUGCAAGUAUUUAUAAAAAAGAAAAUUACAGGAGCAGCGUGAUCCUUACUGUUUCUGCAGUGUGUCAUGAUUAUUCAGUUGUUGAAGCUGAGGUUUUAGAGGUUGCCUUCCAGCUCUUCUGGAUGAGAUGAGUAACGUUUAAAAUCUUUUAAAGGCUUCGAGCGGCAUCAGCUAACCACUGCUGUGAGUGUCUCUCUCAGUUCUUAAAUCGACUCCUGCUCAUCAGGUUUGUAAUGGGUAGAGGUACAGUAACGGAUAAACCUAAUAAACCACGAGUCUAUAAACAAAUGAGGCAACACUGAUGUGAUCGUACCGCGUGACAAUUCUGGACCGGUUUCCUUGUUUCUGCUGAAACACGGGCCAGAAUCAUUUAGGAUCCCUGCGUUUAAGGUGAACAGAAAUUCCUGAGUUUGUUCAAACUGUUGAGCCUUAAAAGUAUUUUCUAAGUGCAGGGUGACAGUGGGCAGUUUUGUUUAAAAUGACCAAAAAGAUGAGUUUUACAGAACGUUUUUGUCUUUGGCGUGUGCGGGUGUACACGUGGAGGAAGGUCACGUCACCUCGCCUCCCAGUAGAUGAGCUGAAUGUAUGACACAGAUGAAGACCUGCUCAGUGCCACAGGCUGCCAGCGCACGGGAGCGCUUACAUAUACAUAUACAGUACAUAUACAUUGCAUAUACACUGGCCUGCUCAGAGAAAGGAUCCACUGACGGCUAACGCUGCUAGCUAGAGUGUGGAGAUUGUGUUGAUGUGUACUUGACCUCAGAAUCACAGCUGACGACUAAAACUCUCGUUAUCCUUUGGUGUUGGGUUUAUCUAUAAAGGUGCAAAACUCGGUGGGGGUUGUGAUUCUUUUGGAAAUAAUUAGCAAUUUUGUGAAAGUUCCUUUUGUACGAUCUGCUAAAUUCAAAUAUUGCCUCCUUGUUUUAAAAGGUUUAUAUGCAAGAUGUUUUCAUCAAGUUUUUGACAAUGUUCUUUAAUGUAAAAUAAAGCCUAUUUUGAUACCUCU